AUGGAUUCUUUUGGAAACCAAAAUCUUCUGCAACCCCCAAAUCUUUUCACCCUUGAAAAUGUAGUCUGCCACUCACAAUUAUUGCGUUUAAUAAGACCAUUCUUUUUCCUUUUUAUCAUUGAAUGCCUGCCUCCCUCUGCAAAACUCUGGCUCGUCAGUGCAUGUGUGAGUAUGCCCAAGACAGACAUCUACAGUGUAAUGUGACUUUGUUUUUUAAUUCUGUAACAGUGGUAAUAGCAUUGGGCGACGUAUUAUGGAUUCGUCUAAUCCAACGACGUAAUAUCUCCCAAAAUGAAAGAAAAACAAACCUUAAUGCAGUAGGAUUUGUCAGAUAGCUCAAAACUGUUUGGAAUUUGUGCAACAGGGGUUGUGUCUACACUCUACCCUGCUUGAAAAAAACAUUGAAAUGCCUUUUAAAGUCAUUGAAAUGUUGAGUAAGUGACACUAGGUAUGUUUUUAUCUGUGAAAUGAUCCAGGACCCCGUGCUUCCAUGACCCAUGCCUAAUGGUGGGUUGCGUGUAAUCCUCUCUGGUUUGUUUCCACAAGGAAACAAUCCGCUCUCAAGUACACCUAGAUUCUCUUCUAUUUAACUCACGUACUGAGUGAUGAGCCCUCUCAAUCUGCAACUUGAGUACACCAUGUGAUAGCUAGCCUAUAAUAGUACUAUUUAAAGAUGGCUGGUCGGUCUGUAAUGGAUUGAUCUUUAGCUGAUGGGUUUGGGGGAAUGUGGCAGGAGGAUGUGCAAAAAUAGGUAAAGUUGAUGCCUUGUUUUGAAAAGUUUUUGCUGUCAACCCAUUCAGGCCGAAUUAGAGGACUGAAUUAUUGAUCAGUAGCGCAUCAUAUUGAUUGAUCGGAAGUAGAGCAUGGCAUGCCUGAGUUAUUCAGACCAGCUUAAUCAUCUUCUAUCCAUGCCUAGGCUGCUCAGCGUUUCCUCUAUAUAACUAGUGAGUCUAUAUACCAAUUCUUCAGUGGGUACUUUGAACUCUGCCUUUUGUUUUCUUUCGAAGUCCAAGAAAUGGUAUUUUUGUAGUCCAUUUUAGUUAUGUAAAGAGCUUCUCUAGAAAACUUUGUUCAAGCUUGUUCAGUGGGUGGAUUGUACUGUGCCUUCUGUUUUCUUUUGAAGCCCAAGACAUGGCGUUUUCACAGUCCAUCACAGUUAUAUAAAGAGCCUCUGUAGCAAACUGUGUUCAAGCUUUUUGAAAUCAAUUUUUCUUAGGAACUCUUUUCAUAGAGGUUAGAGCCAUGGCAGCUUCCAAGUUUGUAGUGUUCGCCAUGCUCACAUGUCUGUUGAAUGUGAUGGUAUUGGGGAACUCUGAUAUGGAUGCCCUUGUGGCCUUCAAGAGAGGUCUUGAAAAUUCUGAUGGACUUGCAGACUGGAAAAUGGAUAGUUCAUCUGCUUGUGAGUGGACCGGUGUGAGCUGCAAGAAUGGAAUUGUGAUCUCUCUUGUUCUAGAAGAUAUGAACCUGCAAGGUCCUAUUUCUGCAGAGCUUGGGAAUCUGAAGGCCUUGGAGGUUUUGAAUCUGACUAAUAAUCUUCUAGUUGGUAGCAUUCCAAGCAAAAUCUGGGGACUGGACAAGCUUAAAAUCUUGGACUUGAGUGGCAACUGUUUGUCUGGUGAGAUUGAUGCUAGCAUAGGAGGUCUUGCUGAGCUUAGAGAGCUUGCACUGGGCAGCAAUGCUUUGUCAGGAAGAUUGGCGCCUCAGCUGGGAUUACUUUCUCGGUUGGAAAUGCUGGAGCUUGGCAACAAUUUUUUCACUGGGAGCAUUCCUGCAGAGCUAGGCAUGCUGUCUGAGCUGCAGUACCUGGACCUUGGUGGCAACAGUUUUUCUCGAGUCAUACCGUCACAGCUUAGCGAGCUGAAGAACUUGGUAUUUCUUGAUCUGGGCAACAAUUUUCUUACUGGCACCUUUCCACCUGAGCUCGGGAAGCUGGACAGGUUGGUGUCUCUGGAUGUCUCAAACAACUCUCUUUCUGGCAGCCUUCCUCUGGAGAUUGGAAACAUGGUGAGUUUGACUGACCUUUAUCUUGGAAUCAACAAGUUUUCAGGCCUUUUACCUGUUGAAAUUGGUAAUCUGAUCAAUUUAAAAAAUUUGUAUUUGCCUUCUUGCCUCCUCCGAGGGCCUAUUCCGAAUGAGAUAUCUAGGAUGCAGUCCUUAAGCAAACUAGAUCUUUCAAACAAUCCACUGAGGUCCCCUAUUCCACAAGCCAUAGGAGCUCUGACAAAUCUCACCAUUUUGAAUAUGGUGAAUGCAGAGUUGAAUGGCUCGGUUCCAUCUGAGUUGGGUAGAUGCAAAAGUCUCAGAACCCUCAUGCUUUCAUUUAAUUUCUUGACUGGUUCUCUUCCUGACACUCUAGCAGGGCUGCCUAUAUUGUCCUUCUCAGCAGAGAAAAACCAGCUUAGUGGUCCUUUACCUAGAUGGUUGGGAAAGUGGCAGGAAGCCGACUCUAUCCUGCUGGCUACCAACCAAUUCAGUGGGCCUAUUCCUCCGGAGCUUGGGAAUUGUUCUUCUGUGAACCAUAUUAGCCUAAGUAACAAUCAAUUAACAGGAAACAUCCCUGCCGAGCUUUGCAAUGCAAAAUUUCUUACUGAGAUUGAUUUAGAAAACAACUUCCUUGUGGGUACCAUUGAAAACACCUUCAUCAAUUGUUGGAACCUUACCCAGCUCAUACUGACGAACAAUCGGAUAAAUGGUAGAAUUCCUGGGUAUUUAGGGAGCCUUCCCCUAAUGGUUCUAGAUUUGGAUGCAAACAACUUCACAGGCCCAAUCCCUGAGCAGAUAUGGAAUUCAACUACACUCAUGGAGUUCAGUGCAGCAAAUAAUUUUCUAGAAGGAAAACUUUCUGCCCGCAUGGGAAAUGCAGUAUCAUUGCAAAGAUUGAUUCUCAGCGGUAACAAUUUAUAUGGAGAAAUCCCCAAGCAAAUUGGGAGAUUGUCUAGUAUUUCAGUUCUUUCUCUCAAUGGUAAUCUGCUGGAAGGCGAGAUUCCUUCAGAAAUUUCCCAGUGUAUCAGUCUCACCACUCUUGAUUUGGGAAAUAAUCGUUUGAAUGGAUCAAUUCCCAAAAAAUUUGGAGACCUAGCUCAACUACAGUGUCUGGUUCUUUCCCAUAAUGAACUCUCAGGGUCCAUCCCAACCGAAAUAUCUUCAUAUUUCCAGCAGAUUGCAAUCCCGGAUUCAAGCUAUGUACAGCACCAUGGAGUCUUUGAUCUCUCCUGGAACCAGCUUUCGGGACCCAUCCCAGAAGAAAUUGGGGAUUGCAUUGUAGUUGUAGAUUUGCUUCUUAGCAACAACAGGCUCACGGGAGCCAUUCCCAGAUCCCUGUCACGCCUUACAAACUUGACUACACUGGACCUCUCCAACAACUACCUCCAAGGGGAGAUUCCAGUUGGGCUUGGAGAAUCUCUUAAGCUUCAAGGGAUAAACUUGGCAUUCAAUCAGCUCACAGGCAUGAUUCCUGCAGCUCUGGGAGGUAUAAGUAGCUUGGUGAAGCUGAACUUAACAAGCAAUUAUCUUAUUGGUGAAGUCCCUGCAUCUCUGGGAAAUUUGAGCGAGCUUACACAUCUUGAUGUGAGUAACAAUGAGCUCUCAGGUGAAUUACCUCCAUCCUUGUCAAAUAUGGUGAACAUUGUUGGGCUCUAUGUCCAGCAGAAUAAGCUUUUCGGCAGCAUUGAUAUGUUGUUCCCAGACAGCACUUCAUGGAAGAUUGAGACUCUGAACAUGAGUUUCAACCUUUUUAGUGGAGAAAUUCCAAGCUCACUGGGAAAUCUCUCUUACCUUAACUACUUGGACCUGCACGACAAUGAGUUCACAGGCAGUAUUCCUUCAGAGAUAGGUAACCUUUCACAACUCAUGUAUCUGGAUAUCUCCGGAAAUAAGCUCACUGGAAAAAUCCCUGAUGAAUUCUGUAGUCUAUCGAGUAUAUCUUUCUUCAAUCUUUCAGACAAUCUGCUGGAAGGCCCGAUUCCCAGAGGCGGAGGGUGUGAAAAUUUCACGAGGUUUUCUUUACUGGGAAACAGCGGUUUGUGUGGAGGGAGCUGGGGUUUGAGGUGCCAGUCGAGUAACAGAGGAAAAUCGUGCCUGAGCACAUGGGGGGUUGUAGGAAUCUCAAUUGGAAGCAUUCUUGCAGUCUUAAGUUUAUCUUUCAUCUUACUCAGGUGGAAAAUGGUAGGACAGCAAGCUCUUUUGGAUCUUGAAAAUGGAAGCAAAUUUGAUUCGGGUUCCGGAACAGAACCAAAUCUGUUCUUUCUUUCCAGCAAAUCCAAGGAGCCUCUUAGCAUCAAUGUCGCCAUGUUUGAGAGGCCUCUUCUCAAACUGACACUGGUGGACAUUCUGCAUGCCACCAAUAACUUCUGCAAGACUAACAUCAUUGGGGAUGGUGGGUUUGGCACCGUCUAUAAGGCCAUCCUUCCCAAUGGCAAAAUGGUAGCAAUAAAAAAGUUGAGCCAGGCCAAGAGUCAAGGACAGAGGGAAUUCCUAGCAGAGAUGGAGACCUUGGGGAAAGUAAAGCAUACAAAUCUGGUGCCACUCCUUGGAUACUGUUCAUUUGGUGAGGAAAAGCUGUUGGUGUACGAGUAUAUGGCAAAUGGAAGCCUUGAUCUGUGGCUACGGAACAGGGCUGAUGCCCUUGAGGUUCUUGACUGGUCCAAACGCCUGAGAAUUGCAGUGGGAUCGGCAAAGGGGCUUGCAUUUCUUCAUCAUGGGUUCAUUCCUCACAUCAUUCACAGAGACAUGAAGGCCAGCAACAUCUUGUUAGAUGGUGACUUUGAACCCAGAGUUGCAGAUUUUGGAUUGGCACGCCUCAUAAGUGCUUGCGAAACUCAUGUGACCACAGACAUUGCAGGGACAUUUGGAUACAUUCCUCCAGAAUAUGGGCAAAGUUGGAGAUCAACCACUAGAGGGGAUGUGUACAGUUUUGGAGUGAUAUUGCUUGAGCUGCUUACUGGAAGGGAGCCAACAGGGCAUGAUUUCAAAGACAUAGAAGGUGGCAAUCUGGUGGGUUGGGUUAGGCAAAUGAUCAAGAAAGAGCAGGCAGUGGAGGCUCUGGAUUCUAUGAUUGCUAAAGGGGUAUCAACUCAAAUGAUGCUGCAGAUGUUGCAGGUGGCUACAAUGUGCACAUAUGAUGACCCUGCCAAGCGCCCUACAAUGUUGCAGGUUGUCAAAUACUUGACUGGUAUUGAAGACCAUUCACAGAAAUGAACCAACCCGGUUGGCUUCAUUUCAUCUGGUUGCAAUGUGAAGAUUCUAAGUCCAUUGGCUGUAUGAACAAUAUUUUGAAAACCUCCAUAAAAUCCCAUUCAAACUGUCUAGGUAGCAGUUUUUUUCUGUCCAUGUAAAUCCCAUAUAUAAACAAGGAUCAAGCGAAUAGUUAUAAUAGUAUUCCCCUAAGCUGAAUAUACUCGAGGAUAACUAUAAACCCUUUUGUAUUUCACACUAUGCACAGCUAUAGCCAGGCAGCAAAGAGUCUAAAAUGCUGCUGUGCUUUUCCUUUACUAAGUACAAGAAGUGGCCUCAACCAAAAUUUAUAUCCAGAGGCUUUUUCAGCUAUGCAAAACCCAAUUGUUAAAUAUAUCUUGUUUUUCUGAA
Molecule: messenger RNA, 5583 nt
Organism: Cryptomeria japonica (Japanese cedar)
Lineage: Eukaryota; Viridiplantae; Streptophyta; Pinopsida; Cupressales; Cupressaceae
Product: leucine-rich repeat receptor protein kinase EMS1
Exons: 1
Coding region: 1243-5196 (1317 amino acids)
Biological process (GO): protein phosphorylation
Molecular function (GO): ATP binding; protein kinase activity; protein binding
Source: RefSeq, a predicted model, not a curated record